CAAUGAACUUUACUCGCGGCAGCUUUGUUACAGGCGACACUCGACCGACAUGCUCUUGGCACAUGACAAUUUCGCAAGCUUAGGAUUAUUUGUGCACAUCAUACGCUUUGCGCGAGGGUUUGGAAAAAUGAACGUAACCGAGAAACAAAAAGGAAUAUUACUUUCCUUUAUGCAAAGAUAUCCCGAUUUCGGCAGAGGACGUUUACGAUACAAUAGUGAAAAUAAACGAAAAAUUGAUGAAUUUUGGGAAAAAUUAUCUAUAAUGUUAAAUACUGCAGCAUGCGGACCACGUAAAUCCUGUAAAGAAUGGGCCAAGACAUGGAGAGAUUGGAAGUGCAAUACUUUAAAAAAAGUUGCAAAACAUAAGAGUUAUAUGACAAGCACGGAUGGCGGUUCACCAAAAUAUUUAGAAUUAACUGUUAUAGAAAAAAAAUUUGACACCAGAGGCCAGUGGUUUAACAGGAAUACCUGAAGGUGGAAUUGAAGAUGUAAUGUCAAGUUCUAAUUAUAAUGAAAUUUCUACUUUGUCAUAUAAUACUGAAUUAAAUGACACAGAACAAAUAUU
Molecule: messenger RNA, 565 nt
Organism: Cyphomyrmex costatus
Lineage: Eukaryota; Metazoa; Arthropoda; Insecta; Hymenoptera; Formicidae
Exons: 5
Coding region: 50-472 (140 amino acids)
Source: RefSeq, a predicted model, not a curated record